Messenger RNA from Haliotis rubra (blacklip abalone), 2652 nucleotides. RefSeq lists its product as uncharacterized. The record is from RefSeq and is a predicted model, not a curated record. Bases 95 to 1195 code for a protein of 366 amino acids. Lineage: Eukaryota; Metazoa; Mollusca; Gastropoda; Lepetellida; Haliotidae. The transcript has a single exon.
GAAAACAUGGUAGUGUGCCGGCUCAAUUGAACACGUUCUAUAUACCCUACUCAAUACAGCUGAUCAGCCUAUUAUAUAGCCUCGCCGGGGCACAAUGCGCAUGCGCAUCAUGCGAGCAGACGACAGCGAUCAUUUGACGAGUGACAGUGUAGAAGCGAGCACCUCGCGACGAGGAAGUCUAGCAAGCUCGCGUUUACCGGGUGGAUUGUCGACCGGUGUUAAUCCUAAGGCAAAUCGGAGAGGGAGUGCGGUUACGUUUGACCUCCCAGAUGAUUCGGAUGAAGAAGAGGGGAAGUGUCGUCGAAAGAGUUGUGCUUAUCGAAGGAUGAGCGCUCCUGAGCUCCCUCCUAUCGCGGACCGGUCGGAUUCCAGAGGUAACCGGACAUCGUCAGGUUCCAUAACUGAAAGGUCUAACUUUUAUCAGAGAUUCAAAAACGGUCGUUUGCCACGGAACCACAGUGAUAGCUCCAUUAAAGGCAUAUUAACCUGUUCUCCUAACAGCCAGUCUUCCUCGUCGGUGAACUCCAUCCCGUCAGCUCAUCCAGGUUAUCUUUCCUCCAAAACACGAUCUUGGUGUGAUACUGAUAAGAGUGCUGGCUCCACCACGAAGCUCGGGACCCUGUUCGAGAGGAAGCCAGGGAGUCCUAAGAGGGAGAGUGUAUCAGGGUACAGAUCAACGUCCACGGACAGGGGACUCACCAGAAGCCAGUACAGGAUGGAGAGUGAAUUAAACAACAAUGAGGAGGAGAUAUUUUCCAUAGAAAAGGAUAAUAUUGACAACAAACGAGCUUUGCUGAGAAGGAACUAUUCUGAAAAUGAACUUACAACCAGUAACAAGAGGAAGAGCUGGCAGCUCACCAAGAAUACUUUGUCGGUGGGAAAAACGGACAAGCUUACCAAACCCAAGCUUAAAAACGGAUAUAACAACACUUUGAAGAGAUUCAAUUCCACCCCGGCUAUAAACGGAACAAAUACAUCUCAAGGAUACCCUGAUCGGGUAAGCGAGGAGUUAAAGAACAGACAAUUGCAAAAUGGAGAGGAUUCCGAGAACGAGACAGAGAGGUUGGAGAGGAUAUUUGAAUGGUUGAGGGGGGUUCAGUUUGAUGCUGAGGAACCACCCGAGCAGGUGAUUGAUUACUCUGAUGACCCUCCGCAAACUGACACAGCUGUACAUAUUGUGUAUGGCGAAGACUGACCAGUUAUGUCCAUAGUGUUUGUGUUUUGUAACUGUGUUGUGUCCAAAUGCUUCUUCUUGAGGAUGAAUUAUCCGAACAAUCCAUGAUGGGACGGAGUCGCAAGGGUCGUAUUCGUCAAAAAAUGUCUGUCAGGCUCCUGGGUAGUUGGUACGAGUUAAACCUUGCUACCCAAUGUCAGAGUAGCAACAGAAGGAUUCUUUGGAAACAGGUGUUCAGAACACUAGCCAAGGGCUACGCUGGAAAGGUGUCUUUCGUGGAAAUAAUACUGACUGUAAACGAUUCCAUCCUUUAUCGACUUUGAUCCUCGAUGGAGCUAUCAAUGGUAAUGUUUUCCUAUGUGUUAAUGUUUUGACGAUACCGUUAAACGAAUCAAACUUUUGAAGGAUAAUUAACACAAGAGUAUUUAUUUGACCAUGAUACGUAGCCCCUACAUAUGUCUGUGAUACUUUCAUCCUCGGUGUGCAAGGACCUAUUUCAGGGAAAUACAUGAACGUGUGUGUCUGUGAUAGUGAAAUGGACAACAGGGUUGAUAGAGGGAGUGCUAGUGACUGAACGGUUCCAGAGUGGACAUCGUCCUGUAUCUGUCUUGUGACCUCACUAUCGUAUUCUGAGAUUUGAAACUUUUCUGUCAAGUGUCCUGGUUCCUGCGUGUGCCUACUGUCGUUCCGCCUUGUGAUUCAGCAAAUCAGCCUUGGUGGCAAAGCUCUAUGUUAUAUAAACUUACCGGGACGUUACAACUGGAACAAUGUCUUUCACCCAAGCGAACCUUCCAGGUUCUUUUUCAGAUGGAUGGUUCAGACACGCCUUACUCUGAGCAUUCCUUGGAUGGUCAGUCGUAUCAACUCCAUGGAGAGGUAAACACGAUAUAUCAACACCAUACCCCCCUGCCCCACUUACUCUCUUCCCGAAAUCCCCCUUUAAUUCCAGUACAAAGAGCUGAAGUAGCAGGCAAUCACCCACUCAAGCAAGUCAUAGUUUGUAUGAAAGUCAUGGCUAAUGGCUAGAUCUGAUUACCUCGUACAAGGCUUUGCCAUCCAAGAAUAUCACAAAAAGACACGGGGAAGGAGAGCACCUUUGACCAAUCCCACUUUCUAUCGGCUUCUUAAAACAUUCGAUCUUCUAUAUGCAUUUUUAUUAUUUGUGUAGUAUGUUUACCAAGGACUACGUAUAUAAACUCACACUUACUGUACCGGUUUCCCUAUUUGACGGGUUUAUAUUGGAUUUUCACAUAUUUUCUGAACGACCAAAUUUGAAUAAUCUUUAAGUGAUAAGCAUAAAACUAAUUCUUGUUAACUUGGUUACAUGUAUUUUUUAAUAUCUGUGAAUUUGUAGUAUUGUGUCGAAACCACGGAAGUCCUUCUCUUGUAAAUGUAUUGUUUGUGAAUGGUUUGUGGCAGUUUCAAAUCUAGUCAAAGAUAACACGUUUACCUUUUGUAUGAAAAUGUCAUAUCUGAAA